Molecule: messenger RNA, 783 nt
Organism: Mercurialis annua (annual mercury)
Lineage: Eukaryota; Viridiplantae; Streptophyta; Magnoliopsida; Malpighiales; Euphorbiaceae
Product: histone H2A variant 1
Exons: 3
Coding region: 131-535 (134 amino acids)
Cellular component (GO): nucleosome
Molecular function (GO): DNA binding; structural constituent of chromatin; protein heterodimerization activity
Source: RefSeq, a predicted model, not a curated record
AAUUUUGGUUUCCAAAGAUUUCAAAAUCCCGCCUUCUGAUUUCAUUUAUUUUUAAAGAAAAUAAAUUUUCAUUACGCUCUCUAAUUUUCAAACAAACAACACCACAUCUUCAGUUUUUCAGAAAGAAAAGAUGGCCGGAAAAGGAGGAAAGGGGCUGACGGCAGGGAAAACUACGAAAGAUAAGGAUAAAGAUAGCAAGAAGCAUCCUAUUUCCCGCUCUUCUCGUGCCGGAAUUCAGUUUCCUGUUGGUAGGAUUCACAGGCAUCUGAAGCAAAGGACAUCAGCACAUGGAAGAGUUGGUGCAACAGCUGCUGUUUACUUAGCUUCAAUUCUGGAGUAUCUGACUGCUGAGGUUCUUGAGCUCGCCGGAAAUGCGAGCAAAGAUCUCAAGGUGAAGAGAAUCACCCCGAGACAUCUGCAGCUUGCCAUUAGAGGAGAUGAAGAACUUGACACUCUCAUCAAGGGCACUAUUGCCGGUGGCGGUGUCAUUCCUCACAUCCAUAAGUCUCUUAUCAACAAAACAACCAAAGAUUGAUCUCAUUUCUCAACUAGUUUUUCUUUAACUUCAGAAUUGUUAGUAUUUGUGUUUAAUGUGACUUAUCUUUGUUAGGGUACUCUAGUUUAGGUUUUUUAAUUGUGUGUUUGUUGGGAGUAUUAAUUUCUAGGACUUCUAUUUGCUUAGUAGUAUAUAAUAUUUGACAUGUAGAUUCUAUUUAGGAUCUGGCAUCUCUAUGUAGAUUUGAAAUGCUGCUGCUUGUUGGAUCUACAACUUUAAAUUUCGUA